AUGUCGGGCUGGGAUGGGAACCUGAUCCUGCUAGACACAGCGUCGUCGGGAUUGUUCAGAGCUAGCCUAUUUGCACCAUGCAAAGUAAGCGAUUCGUCUUGUCUAGAGCUAACGGUAAAUGCUGCACUACCUCGGAUACUUACUGGUAUACCAGAACUCGGAGUGGACAGCGCUGAUCCUCAAUUCAAUGAUGUUAUUGAAGUAAAGUUGCCUACAUUAAAAUUGCUACUGUUCAACAGUACUCUUACUGGAUUUAAAGAUUGUAGACUAUCAAAUAUAACAUUCAACGAGGACAUGACAAGCGUGCACUGCAACGCUUAUUGCCCUUCAUUUAAUCUACAUGGUCAGUACGAUAUGAUCGGACAACUUAUCUCAUUACCUAUUCAAGGAAAUGGAGAUUUUUCAUUUCAUACAGGAUUAUUUCUUGUGACCGUUGAUACUCAACUAGAAAAAAAUAAAGGGAACGAUGGAAAAACUCAUUUUUUAAUAAAAAAAUUCAAAGUGAAUAGUGUACCAACAAAACCUAUUACAUAUGAAUUUACAAACUUGUUCAACGGUAAAAAAGAACUAGCGGAUGCCAUUCACAAGUUUGCUAAUGACAACUGGCUAAAAAUCACAAGCUUAAUCCAAUACCCUAUUUGGUAUAAAUCUCUUGAUACACUAUCAAAAAGUGUCAACAAAUACCUAGAAUACGUCGCAGUGGAAGAUUCCCUAAUUUAG
This is a messenger RNA of Melitaea cinxia (Glanville fritillary), 720 nucleotides long. RefSeq names its product protein takeout-like. The coding region runs from base 1 to 720 and encodes 239 amino acids. The record is from RefSeq and is a predicted model, not a curated record. Lineage: Eukaryota; Metazoa; Arthropoda; Insecta; Lepidoptera; Nymphalidae. The transcript has 5 exons.